Molecule: messenger RNA, 1182 nt
Organism: Trametes versicolor FP-101664 SS1
Lineage: Eukaryota; Fungi; Basidiomycota; Agaricomycetes; Polyporales; Polyporaceae
Exons: 2
Coding region: 1-909 (302 amino acids)
Source: RefSeq, a predicted model, not a curated record
AUGUCAUCCUACAGCAGCCCCAGUCUGAGCGGCAGCUCCCGCUACGCACGCACCGACUCCUCCUCAUCUUACCCAUCGUCGCCCUCAACGUCCCCAGGAACCACCCCACCUUCCCCAUUCUCUGUCAAGCCUCCGUCGUCACCCAUCUCGCCCACGUUGCCAAAUGGCAACCCGCGCGCAUACCGCUCUAAGGCCUCACCGGGCGAGCGACCCCAGCCCGAGCGACAGGGCGAGGCCGGCCUAGGCGUCGACCCCUCCAUGCUCGUCGGCAAGACUCUCACCUGUGUACGUCGCUCGCGCGCGCACCCGACCGUCACCCUGCACUUCGCGGAUGGUGCGUCGUAUCAGGUGCGCGUCGUCGGCUACGACCCGCACUUCCGCGGAAUUCCCAAGAAGCUGGAGAGUGACUCGCCCGUGCUGAACCCCGUCGCGGGCGCGGUGGACGUCAAGCUCACCGUGAAGCAUGCAGCGAUGGUCACGCUUGCGGACAAGGCGUUCCAGGUGCAAGGUGGGGGAGGGAGCGGGAGUCCGGCGGGCGGGCCGGGGAAGGGCAAAGGUGCGCGUGAGUCGCGCUGGACGCAGAAGCACGCCGCGUUCGCUGUCAAGUUCGUCGAGGAAGCCGGCUGGCAUUGCGUGUGGGCGACGCUGGCGGAGUACGACGAUCAGAACCAGGAGACGUGCGUGUUCCGGAACUUCGCAGACGUGUACGUCGACUCCCUCCACCCACCCUCUGCCGUGCCUGCGAAUGCGGCUCGCGCCAAACCCCAUAACCGUUCCACCCCGCCUCGCUCGCGCAAUGCGUCUCCCGCACCAGAGCGUGCGCCAGCGUCGAGCCAGCCGCAGAAGAACCAGAAACCGAAGCGCAAGAAUUGGAAGAAGAAGGCAGACGCCCCGAAGUCUCGGUGGUGAACUUUGAACGCACCUCAUCCACGCUUAUCCACGACAUAAGGCAACGACCAGCAUGUGAUCUAUUGUGUAAAGGGGAGAAUGUUGUAACGUUUGUGUAACUGGAAGAAGAAGCACGAAGCCGAGCCUUGAUGGACUCUCGACUAUCUCCCACGCUGUAUCUAUAUCACGCUGUCUUUGUUAUCGUCGUCGCGCUGUUGUUGUCCAAUUAACGUUGCUGUACUCCUGCUAGCAGUUGUAGUACUGUACUUACCGUAUCGAAUGCAUACCGAACAC